AUGCAGACCACAAAGUGCUGGGCACAAAACGAGGAUACGUUCGGACCUCAGGUUCUAGGUUGUCGCGCAGGCUUUGACUUCACUGUCUACUUUGAGGAAGUUGUAUUCACCAUUGUCCCAGCGUCGUUACUCAUAUGCUGUUCCCUGAUCCGUGGUUGGGGCGUCCUAUCUGCUUUGCGCAUUGCCCUUCUGGUUCUCUGGACGCUACCAUCAACCCCCAAAACAUCAGUAACAAUCUCAUCCCAAAUUUUGAACCUAAUAUCUUCUGUACUUGCGGGGCUUCUAUCAUGGCUAGAGCAUCGUCACUUCUUCAGACCCUCCGCUGUUCUCUCAGCUUACCUUUUCAUGACAUCUGUCUUUGACAUUGCAAUAACACGAACCUUGUGGCUGGCUCUCUCGGGUAGCUCCAUACCUGGUAUCUAUUCGGCCAAUCUCGCGUUGAAGUUGGUACUUAUCGUGUUGGAGUCGCGAGACAAGACAGACUUGCUACGUGUUCGCGAUAACUAUCCCGCAGCCGAAAGCACUGGCGAUAUCUUUACCCGCAUCUUGUUCUGGUGGCUGAACCCGGUUCUAUUGCGGGGGAACGGGCAUCAGUUGUCUAUAGAUGACCUGCCAGCGGUUGACGGUACACUCUUAGACGAUGACACCUUUCAUGAAAGACAUAGGUCACAUCGCCAUGGCCUCCUGUGGGUCCUCGUUAAGGACCUCAAGUGGGCAGUUCUAGCGGGUACCGUCCCACGACUUCUAGUCAUAGGAUUCAAGUAUGUCCAACCCUACAUCAUUAGGCGCAUGGUAACCUGGUUAGAUGAGAGGUCGAAGCCGAAUCUGCGCAAUGAAGGGUAUGGUCUAUUGGCAGCAGUCGGUAUCGCCUUCGUUGGUAUAGCUAUAUCUAAUGCGCGGUAUCAGCAUCUCUCCUACCGACUAGUAACCAUGAUCCGCACUCGCAUGAUAUCUACCAUCUACUACAAGACUCUUACCAUGGAUCGCCUGCAAGCUGACAAUAGCGCCCCAUUAACACUGAUGAGCACUGAUGUCGAGCGGAUCUCGGCCGGACUCGCGCGUCUCCACGACGUAUGGGGGUCAAUGGUCGAAGUGGCUAUUGCGGUCUGGCUUCUAUAUCGGGAGCUUCAAGUGCCUACGAUUGCGACCAUCAUCAUUGCAUCAGGCUGUGUCAUUAUUGCUCUGGCAGUUGGGAAAGUGUCGGGUCGCCGCCAACAGGCUUGGGUAGAAGCUGUCCAGAAGCGCAUUGCCGUGACAGCAAGCGCGCUUCCGCACUUGAAGAACAUCAAACUAGCUGGCAUGGUCGAUACGCUCGUCUCCUCCCUGGAACAGUACCGUCUUGCCGAAGUGGUCGCAUCGAAACGAUGGCGUCGACUGCAAGUGCUCAUGGUUGCAGUUGGGUGGUUCAACAGCGCUCUGGCACCCGUGAUGUCCCUCUCUUCGUAUGCGCUGGCGUCCCCUGCGCCGGGCACUGCACUGACCCUGCCAAAAGCCAUGGCAGUGCUCUCGAUUUUUGCUCUCGUUGGCGCGCCACUUAAUCUUCUUUCAGAGUCGGCGAGUGGCCUAUUCACGGCCAUUGCAUGCAUAGAACGCAUUCGACAGUUUCUCGUCUCGCCGGAUAGGCCACAGCGACGCAACCAAUCUCUAGCCGAGGAGGACAGUGAUCAGCCAUCGGAGAAUGAGAAGUUGAGUAGUGUGGAAGAUGGAGCCGCUGUUCAUAUUGUCGAUGCUGCUUUCGGAUGGGGCAAAGAGGACCAGGCAGAGUCGGUAAUUGGCCCGCUCAGUUUAACCAUCGAGCCAGCCACACUGACAGUUAUCGUUGGGCCUGUCGGGUGCGGCAAGUCCACGUUGCUCCAAGGCUUGUUAUCCGAGAAUGUCCAAAUACAUGGUACUGUUUCGGUCAGAGUGCCCAGAAUUGCAUAUUGUGGACAAACGCCGUGGAUCCGCAGUGCUACAAUCCGUGAGAAUAUCAUCGAUUGUAGCCCCUUUGACUCGCGCCGAUACCAAGAGGUGAUUGAAGCCUGUGGUCUCAAUGCUUCUCUAUUUGUGCAGGGCGAUGAGACCAUGCUCGGAAGUGGCGGGUCGAGUAUCAGUGGUGGUCAGAAACAGCGAGUGUCCCUCGCCAGAGCGGCUUAUUCGACCUCCCCAAUGCUUCUCCUCGAUGAUGUGCUAAGCGGACUAGACUCGGCCACCGAGAACCAUAUCCUUCAUGAAUUGCUUGGGCCGAAGGGAUUAUUACAUCGUCAGCAGAGAACAGUCAUUCUCACAUCUUCUAGUCGUAAGCGUAUUGGAAACCCUGCUUCCUUCUUCAAGCUAACUCAGAUAUCGUUAGACACCUGUCUAACAUUCGCAGACCGAGUUGUUUGGUUAGACAAAAUGGGGCGCAUUUCCAACCAGGACACCGCUACCGAGUCGACAUCUUCACUGGAACCAACAAUCGUUCAGAACUCAACUGGCAAGGAUAAGCCUCAAACUCCCGCGGAUACAGACUCUUCUGAAGCGAUAUCCUCAUCAGCCAGGCUGGUGGAGGCCUUGAACGCGAAGCAGCGCAAAGGAGACUGGCGUGUGUUCCAGUACUACUUCGUACGCAUGGGUAUCAAGGGCAUGCUAGUCUUCUUCGUACUGAUGACAUUAUUCACUUUCUUAUAUGGAUUUCCUCCUAUAUGGGUUCAACUCUGGGCCAAAAGCCCGGGAAACAGCAGCAGAACCUACAGAUGGCUGCUGCUCGUCCUCCUUCCUCAAGCUUCCGUUAACUUCCACAACAUACUUCUCAAGGUUACUAAAAAUGCACCUCUUACCUCCCUGACGUCUGUCGAUACUGGCAUCACGACCAACAGAUUCAGUCAAGAUCUUCAACUCAUCGACACAGAGCUUCCACUGUCACUUCUCAAUGCGUUGCUUGCCUUGGAAUACACUAUCAUGCUGCUGGUCAUUAUAUGUGUCUCAGGCGAGUAUAUCGCCGUCACUAUACCCUUCCUCCUUGUGGUGCUCUACCUAAUACAGCGUUUCUACCUUCGAUCGUCCCGCCAAAUCCGCUUCCUCGACAUUGCCGCAAAGGCACCACUCUUCUCCCACUUUUCCGAGACUCUAGAUGGGCUCGUUGCGCUGCGGGCCUUUGGAUGGCAGACACCCUAUAGAGGACACUUGCGAAAGGUGUUGAUGACAUCCCAACGACCCUUUUACACGCUAUACGCUGCCCAGAGAUGGCUGACACUCGUUUUGGACCUUGUCAUUUCCGGACUAGCCGUUAUUCUCGCAGGUAUUGCCAUUGCUGUGCAAGGUUCGCUAAGUACUGGGCUAGUCGGACUUGCAUUGGUCAACCUCAUCAGUUUGGCUGGCAACGUGAAGCUCCUAGUCAUGCAGUGGGCGCUGCUGGAGACAUCACUUGGCGCGGUGGUCCGCAUCAGGGCAUACGAGAGCAUCACGCCAUCUGAAGUCAAGUCUGAUGAGGACCGGGAGGUUCCUACCAACUGGCCACGUCAAGGAAAGGUGGAAAUUAUCCGAGCAUCGACACGGUACUCGGAUGCUGGUCCACUCGCCCUUAGUAACCUCUCGUUGUCGAUCCCAGCCGGGAGUAGAGUCGGAAUAUGCGGACGCAGUGGGAGUGGCAAGACAUCGCUCUUCUCUGUCCUCCUACGGAUGUUAGACUUGCAUAGUGGUUCUGUCAUGGUAGACGGCAUCAACAUCGCCAUGGUCCCUCGAGCCAAAGUUCGAGCUCAAUUAAACGCGGUCCCUCAGGAGGCUUAUUUCUUGCCGAACACCUCUAUUCGCGCAAGCAUUGACCCAUCUGAUCGCCUUGGAGAUGAUGAGAUUGUCGCUAUCCUCAAGGAGGUCGAAUUAUGGGAACCCCUUGGUGGCGAGGAUAACAUAGCAGUCCUCGACCUAGUCCUUAGAGAUGGGCUUCUCUCACACGGUCAACGACAGCUGUUUUCACUCGCCCGCGCACUGGCGCGACGGGUGGCGGCUGGCAACAUCCUGCUCCUGGAUGAAGUAACAAGUCACCUGGACCGGAGAACGGAGGAGACAAUAAGACAGGUCGUCCGUCGCUGCUUUUCUGGGUAUACAGUCAUCUCCAUAGCGCACCGUCUGGAGACCAUUGUUGAUUUUGACGUUGUGGUGGUGCUGGAUGCAGGGAGAGUUGUUGAAGUUGGUGCACCCAAUGAGCUCUUGUCUCUGUCAACCUCCACAUUUAGGCAUUUAAUAGCAAGCAGGUCGGCCGCCGGAGGCGACCGAGGGUUCCCGACGCUUUACGGAAGAGGGCCGCACAAGCGUCAGGGCGGGAUGCCUUGCUUGCGAUGCCAACGGUACAAAAGAAACUGUCAAUACAGCCAGGCCCCUGCGCAACCAGCCAGUAAUGGCAACACAAGAGCUAGCACCUCCCCGCAACGGGACUCUGAUAAGGAACGAUGUCUCGAGAGGAUAGUGCGACAUUUCAUGGGCGACAUAUCGUUUGAGCCAUCGAGCCUUCAGUUCGUGGCGGACGCUCUGGAGAGGGACCGAGUAAGCUCAAGACAGCCUUCAACCCUAGCUCCAGGGUCCAGCGAGCUCUAUUCCAUUCAUCCCCUUUCCACGAGUACGAUGAUCUACUCUGGGGAAUUCUCUCACUGGAAUUUCUCACGGAUGAUCCGUCGAAAAUUACAAAGCCUGGGAAACGACCCCGAUGACAGCAUGACGGGUGACUCCCAUGACCCUUUCCGUGCAACUGGUCUUCAGUCUCCUAGCUCGAUUGUUGCUUCAGCAAGAAAGUAUUUCCCGCCGCGACAUGUUGCAGAUUUUUUGUUGGAAACAUUUCUUGAAUAUACCCAAACGAAUUAUUACUAUUUCGACGAAACGGAGUUCCGGCAGAAGUUAGACUACUACUAUACCGAAGAUCGAUACCUAGAUAUCAACGAUGCCGGCUGGAUCUGUACCCUUUUCAUGACGUUCGCAUCUGGGACUCAGUUCGCUUACAUGCAUGCUAGCCGACCCCCAUACUUGCAGAGUAUGUCCGGCGAAGAUCACCUACCUGAUGAUACUAUUGGGCUGGCACUCUAUAGGUUCUCAUGCCGCCUGAUUCCCGAUCUUAUCACCACCGCCUCCGUCGAAACUGUCCAGGCGUUUUUGUUAUUCGGAGUUUAUACGAUGCCGAUUGAUACCUCCGGCCUUGCCUACACUUACCUUGGGCUUGCCAUAAAGAUGGCUAUCCAGAAUGGUAUGCAUCGUCAGUUUGGAGAGGAAGGUCUAGAUGCGCGCACCAUUGAGUUGCGGAACCGUCUUUGGUGGUCUGCAUACGCACUGGAUAGACGGAUCAGUAUCCUCCACGGACGCCCAGUCUCCGUUUCCCCAGCUGAGAUAGACUGCGACAUGCCUAAAGACAUACCCGAGCUGCGUCCCUCUGGCCGAACCACAAAUCUACCUAAUAUGACUGCCACUCUCCAGCUGACUGAGCAUCUUGCGAAGGUUGCACCCAUCGUAUCCCGGCUGAGAAAGUGCCCGGUGGAGCUACAUCAAAUCUAUCUUAAGCAGCUUCUACACGUGCGUGAUGAACUUAGGAGCUGGUGGACCACACUGCCCGAAGAUGUGCACUGCCGUGACCUUGAUCCUUCCAAGCCGCUUUUCCGCUAUAAUGUCCAUUUGGAAAUGACAUACGCUACGAUAAUCAUGUACAUGGGUCGUCCCUUGAUUCUUGCUGGCACACCAAGCUCAUCGGCCUCUGCUGAGGACCGCUCUGAUUCAGCCGUAGAUGCUGGUGCAAAGCUGUGUUUUGACUGUGUUCAAGCCGCUCUCCGGAUCGUCGAGCUAUGCCAAUUGUUACAGGACACUGUCGGUGUAGCACGAGUUUCAUAUACUGAAUUUAGCUCCUGCCGUGCGGCGCUAUUGGCCAUUAUCGCCCAGAAUUUGAACACACGAACAGAACGGUUACGUGGGGCACUUACGCAAGGCAUGAGUUUGAUACGCCGGAUGUGUAUUGGCCUCCAGUCGGCUCGUUCAGAAAUAGCAGUUAUCGAGGCGCUUGAGCGCGCAGCACGGCGUCUAGACAGCCGAGCUGAAAAUGAAGACACAGGCCCUGGUGAAUCGGGCGUCGGAUACAACCAGUUUAGACGCUGGGCUAUGCUAUGGCAAUCCGAGACUCCUCCAUCCAAUGUGGGGGACGAAUCUGAACCUAUUGGGCUCGAAAAUUCGCAAUUGCCAGCCGGAUCUUUUGACGGGUUCUUUUCUUCUUUUCCUCAAGAACUUGGAGCUUUUGCAUCUUUCCCAGAAACAGGGGUGCAGUUCGGUGAAAGCUUGCCGACCAUGCUUUGGCCUGAUGACCUAUCACUACCGGCGUUCCCUCCAAACCCAGAUGCUCCCGUAUGA
Messenger RNA from Aspergillus nomiae NRRL 13137, 6336 nucleotides. RefSeq lists its product as uncharacterized. Gene Ontology annotation, biological process: transmembrane transport; DNA-templated transcription. The transcript has 18 exons. Gene Ontology annotation, cellular component: membrane. The record is from RefSeq and is a predicted model, not a curated record. NCBI's taxonomy places the organism in Eukaryota, Fungi, Ascomycota, Eurotiomycetes, Eurotiales, Aspergillaceae. Gene Ontology annotation, molecular function: ATP binding; ATP hydrolysis activity; DNA binding. The coding region runs from base 1 to 6336 and encodes 2111 amino acids.